GUCAUCGACGUCCACCUGACGUCUGUGGAGCGAAAAGAAAAGAUAGAGGAAACAUAUCUGCGAUCUGACUCGGCAAGGCAUUCAUCUAAUUUGAGUCCGCUGCCUGCAAUGCUUCUCCGUGUAACAAAGUGUCAGUGACGAGACGAGAAUUUAGUGAAAAUCGAGAAAAUGUCGCUGGUGUCUGCGAACGGGUUUAAUUUCAAAGUGGUGCUUCUGGGCGAAGGCUGCGUUGGAAAAACAUCGAUUGUUCUGCGUUACGUCGAAGAUAAAUUCAACCCCAAACAUUUCACGACACUUCAGGCGUCGUUUGUGACGAAAAAGCUCACGUUCAACGGACAAAGAGUUCACUUGAAUAUCUGGGACACCGCCGGCCAGGAAAGAUUCCAUGCAUUGGGACCGAUUUACUACAGGGGGUCAGAUGGGGCUAUUCUGGUUUAUGAUAUUACCGACGAGGACUCCUUCCAGAAGGUGAAGAAUUGGGUGAAGGAGUUGAAAAAGAUGCUCGGCUCCGAUAUUGUAAUCGCAAUCGUUGGAAACAAGACGGAUUUGGAGAAAGAUCGGCACGUACCCGCCGAUGAGGCGGAGAGUUAUUCACAGAGUGUAGGAGCGAAACAUUUCGAAACGUCAGCUAAGAUGAAUGAAGGAAUUGAAGAGCUAUUUUUAGAACUUUCUACGAUGAUGAUAACAAACCACGAUGUUAAGGAAUCGCGUAGUAACUCACUGAACCGAAGUAAUUCAAUACGCCGUUCCAAUGCACUGAUGGUUGAUGACGCUGAAGAUACUCCUGCUGAAGAAAAUGCUACAUCAACGAGAUGUUGUGGUGCUGGAUAAAUGGACAUAUUGAACAACAUUCUUUAACGUAACUAUAUACUUUAAUCGUUAGCUAUGUAUAUAUUAAUUAUGAAAUGUGAGAUGCCUAAAAACAAAACUUUUUUUUGGUAAUUUCAAAGAGUUUCUAAAUGUGUAAACACAGUAUAAGGAAAAAUAAAGAAUAUUUUAAUAAGUAUUUGUAAUUAAGUGCAAACAUAGCAAAACAUGGAAAUUAAAAGAUUGUGACCCCAGAUUUUAUGUUGAACAAGGUGCGUUAGAGGGAAUAUUUUUGGCAUGAAUUCAUUUUGAAGAUAACGGAAAAGUGAGAGACUAAAAUAUUGCUAUUCACCUACGUAAGUGUAGUGGACAUAUUAGUAAAGAAAGAAAAGUAGCGAACAAUUGAACCUAGAUUUAAUAAAUUGUUUUGACUGGAUUAAAGUAAAGAAUGCAUUGUAACAAUAAAGUAAACUAAUCAAAUAAAUUGUAACUUAUUGA
Hermetia illucens (black soldier fly) is the source of this 1305-nucleotide messenger RNA. It is a transcript of the gene Rab21, whose product is annotated as ras-related protein Rab-21. NCBI's taxonomy places the organism in Eukaryota, Metazoa, Arthropoda, Insecta, Diptera, Stratiomyidae. Gene Ontology annotation, biological process: Rab protein signal transduction. The coding region runs from base 169 to 831 and encodes 220 amino acids. Gene Ontology annotation, molecular function: GTPase activity; GTP binding. The record is from RefSeq and is a predicted model, not a curated record. The transcript has 5 exons.